This is a messenger RNA of Equus quagga, 1446 nucleotides long. RefSeq names its product POU class 3 homeobox 3 (gene POU3F3). NCBI's taxonomy places the organism in Eukaryota, Metazoa, Chordata, Mammalia, Perissodactyla, Equidae. The transcript has a single exon. The record is from RefSeq and is a predicted model, not a curated record. Gene Ontology annotation, biological process: brain development; regulation of transcription by RNA polymerase II. Gene Ontology annotation, cellular component: nucleus. Gene Ontology annotation, molecular function: DNA-binding transcription factor activity, RNA polymerase II-specific; RNA polymerase II cis-regulatory region sequence-specific DNA binding. The annotation marks the transcript as partial.
GGCGGGGGCGGCGCGGGGGGCGGCGGGGGCGGCAUGCAGCCCGGCAGCGCCGCCGUGACCUCGGGCGCCUACCGUGGGGACCCGUCCUCCGUCAAGAUGGUCCAGAGCGACUUCAUGCAGGGGGCCAUGGCCGCCAGCAACGGCGGCCAUAUGCUGAGCCACGCGCACCAGUGGGUCACGGCCCUGCCCCACGCCGCCGCCGCCGCCGCCGCCGCCGCCGCUGCCGCCGUGGAGGCGAGCUCGCCGUGGUCUGGCAGCGCCGUGGGCAUGGCCGGCAGUCCCCAGCAGCCGCCGCAGCCGCCGCCGCCGCCGCCACCGCAGGGCCCCGACGUGAAGGGCGGCGCCGGCCGCGACGACCUGCACGCGGGCACCGCGCUGCACCACCGCGGGCCGCCGCACCUCGGGCCCCCGCCGCCACCCCCGCACCAGGGCCACCCGGGGGGCUGGGGGGCUGCCGCCGCCGCAGCCGCCGCCGCCGCAGCCGCCGCCGCCGCUGCCCACCUCCCGUCCAUGGCGGGGGGCCAGCAGCCCCCGCCGCAGAGUCUGCUCUACUCGCAGCCCGGAGGCUUCACGGUGAACGGCAUGCUGAGCGCGCCCCCGGGGCCGGGCGGCGGCGGCGGCGGCGCGGGCGGCGGCGCCCAGAGCCUGGUGCACCCGGGGCUGGUGCGCGGGGACACGCCCGAGCUGGCCGAGCACCACCACCACCACCACCACCACGCGCACCCGCACCCGCCGCACCCGCACCACGCGCAGGGCCCUCCACACCACGGCGGCGGCGGCGCGGGGCCCGGACUCAACAGCCACGACCCGCACUCGGACGAGGACACGCCGACGUCGGACGACCUGGAGCAGUUCGCCAAGCAGUUCAAGCAGCGGCGCAUCAAACUCGGCUUCACGCAGGCCGACGUGGGGCUGGCGCUGGGCACGCUGUAUGGCAACGUGUUCUCUCAGACCACCAUCUGCCGCUUCGAGGCCCUGCAGCUGAGCUUCAAGAACAUGUGCAAGCUCAAGCCUCUGCUGAACAAGUGGCUGGAGGAGGCGGACUCGAGCACCGGCAGCCCCACGAGCAUCGACAAGAUCGCGGCGCAGGGCCGCAAGCGCAAGAAGCGGACCUCCAUCGAGGUGAGCGUCAAGGGCGCGCUCGAGAGCCACUUCCUCAAGUGCCCCAAGCCCUCUGCGCAGGAGAUCACCAACCUGGCCGACAGCCUGCAGCUCGAGAAGGAGGUGGUGCGGGUCUGGUUCUGCAACCGGCGCCAGAAGGAGAAGCGCAUGACGCCGCCCGGGAUCCAACAGCAGACGCCCGACGACGUCUACUCGCAGGUGGGCACCGUGAGCGCCGACACGCCACCUCCGCACCACGGGCUGCAGACGAGCGUGCAGUGAAGGCAAGGGCCGCAGCGCGAAGAGGGCCGCCGCCGCCGCCAGCACCGCCCCCGCCGCCGCCGC